AUGUCCAAUAGGCAAAGUUUCCGGGAGGUAUUGUUGCAGCUUGUCUGCCUGAAUUGCCUUAUCACUAAGUCGUAUUUGCUGUGUGUGCCCGGAGCACACGUGUUUUGUAAUAUUCAAUCUCUAACUUCUGUGCGUUUGAUCAUGUCUGUAACGAAGCCGAAAGUAACUGACGUUUUCACCAGUGAGACAAUCGUAUUUAGUGAUGAUGGUGGCUGGUGUUGGUUUGAAUCGCCUGGUGCUCUUCAAUAUGGUUCCAUGCUUUUAAUAGGAUCAGUUGCGUCUGGUGGUCAUGACAAAAAUCGUUGUGGUAAUGUUGAACUGCACGUCCAUGAUUGCUUAACUCAAAUGACAGAAACUAUCGUUCUGCAUGAUCAAUUUGAAUUGGAUGAUCAUGAUGGGCCGGCUUUGUUAAUAAGACCAGAUGGUCGUUUAUUGAUUUUGUAUGCAAAGCAUGGUACAGAAUCACAUAAUUAUUCGCGUCUUUCUCUUCCCGAUACAAAAUCGUUCAACCAGUUUGGUCCAGUUCAACUUUAUACACCAUCAACAGCAACUGAGCUUACAUAUGCAAAUUUAAUACUUCUUCCGAAUGAAUCCAAUCGUAUUUAUGAUUUCUUUCGCGGUCUUCAUGGUUCGUUCAAACCAUCUUACCUCUACUCCGAUGAUCUUGGAACCAGUUGGCAUAAUGGUAAUGUUUACAUCAACGUCCCUUCUACGAUCAAACACAGACCCUACGUACGAUAUACUUCGAAUGAACGAGAUACUAUCCACAUGAUCUAUACGGAAGGGCAUCCGCGAGAUUAUGAUAAUAGUUUAUAUCAUAUUUAUUAUCGUUCUGGUGACCUAUACCAAUCGGAUGGUAUAAAACUAAGUUCGCUACAGGUUGGACUUGAUUCGCCUGAUCAGGGCACAAAAGUUUAUCAAGGCGAUUCACAACAUGUUGCGUGGAUAGUCGAUCUUAUUCUAGAUCGCAAUGAAUAUCCUGUAUGUAUUUACAGUGUUCAAUACAAUUCUGAGGGACUUCCUGUUGGUCAAGGCGGUGAUGAUAUACGAUACAGAUAUGCACGAUGGAACGGUUCUAUUUGGCAGAAUUUUUCACUUGCUUAUGCCGGUUGCCGUUUAUAUUCAGGUGAAGAUGAUUAUACUGGUUUAGCUGUAAUUGAACCAGAUGAUCCAACGGUUGUGUAUAUCUCAACGAAUAGCGAUCCAGCAACAGGUGAACCAUUAAUCAGUCGAAAGGAUCAACAGCGACAUUAUGAACUAUUUUACGGUAAAACUGAUGAUGGAGGACAAACUUGGUCAUGGAUAACACUGACAAGUGAUUCAACUGCUGAUAAUCUGCGUCCAAUGCGACCAAAAUGUGUAAAUAAGAGCGAUCCGAAUCCGUAUCGUGCAUUGGUAUGGCUACGAGGAAAAUAUCUGGCAUAUACAGAUUAUUUACAAGAAGUUGUUGGACGAGUAUGGACAGUAGAUCCUAGCAGGGAUAUUUACUAG
Molecule: messenger RNA, 1491 nt
Organism: Adineta ricciae
Lineage: Eukaryota; Metazoa; Rotifera; Eurotatoria; Adinetida; Adinetidae
Source: the annotation of a GenBank genome assembly